This is a messenger RNA of Nematostella vectensis (starlet sea anemone), 1338 nucleotides long. RefSeq names its product calponin homology domain-containing protein DDB_G0272472-like. The coding region runs from base 427 to 1338 and encodes 303 amino acids. The record is from RefSeq and is a predicted model, not a curated record. The transcript has 7 exons. NCBI's taxonomy places the organism in Eukaryota, Metazoa, Cnidaria, Anthozoa, Actiniaria, Edwardsiidae.
UUCUCCUUAUAUAUCUCUGUGGCUAAUUUAGGUAUAAAAUAUCGUGGCGCUUGGUGAAUACUGGGUAUAGCUACAGCUCUUGUCGUCGUUAGACGAUAAGAUUCUAUUUUGUUUUUUUAAUAAUAAUUAUCCGAUAUUGUAAUGCGGCCAAAAGAAAAUGGACCUAGAAAGUUCGGGUUAAAGGUGCCCUUACCGGAGCAUGCUGCGGAAAAGGGAAAAUACAUUAUAUAAAUCCCUGUAGAGCCUUACUGCGGUUAUAUUGAGAGAGAAGGCGAGGAGUCAUUUCUAUCUGCACAGACAAAACUUUUUCUGAAGAGUAAAACGAAACAGGACAAUGAAAUUAAGACUUUGAAGGAAAGAUUAGCAUCCAAGGAGCUUGAACUAAUAGAGUUAAGAGAGAAGUUGACGAAGUCUGAGGAAGAAAAAAUGGCCACUUUGGGUAAAGCUCAACAAGAGGGUGAUAUCAAAAGUCUGAUGGAGAAAAUAGCGUCGAAGGAAGCAGAACUCAGAGAACUAGGAGAAAAAUUAACGAAAUCUGAGCAAGAAAAGUCAGACGAGCUUGGCAAGGUAUGGGAGACAAUGACUGAGCUACAAUCAGUAAUUGAGGAUCGCGGAAAAUCUAUCGACAAGUUAGAAAAAGAGUUGAAAGACCAAGAGGCGAAACACAACAGACAGAAGAACACUCUCGAGCAGACGGUCGCUAAGAUGAAGGAAGUGAUGGAGAGGAAGGGAGGAGACGCGAACAAAGUCAACGCUAGGGUCGCUGAGCCCGAGAAAGAGCUAAAGGAAAAGACGAAGAGCGCCGAGAAGCUCGUCAAAGCGUCGGAGAAACGUGAAAAGGAAGUCGAUGCGCUGAAACGCGCGCUUCAAGACCAGGACCAGGUAAUGGAGGAACAACAAGAUGCACUGACCGAGCGACAGCUGGAGAUAGAGUCCCUCACAGAGGAGUUGCGUACACUUAAGGACCAGAACACGUCCACAAAUUCUCUCUCCGCCGAGAUUCGCCGACUAGAAGGCACGCUAUCCGUUUACAUCGAGGAAAAGGACCAGCUACAGCGGGAGCUCGAUGCGCUCAGAAAGACAGAGGCGGGAAUCGAGGUGUCAAAGGUGGAGAUCAGUCGAGAUUACGAGAUUGAGAAAAGUGAGAUCUUGGUAAAGCUGGAGCAGAAGGAAGGAGUGAUCGCCAAGAUGAAGACCCAGCAGAAGAGCUCCGACUCGGCCGCCGCCAAGGAGAAACGGCUGCUUAAACAGCAGUUAAAGGAGAAAGAAUUCGAGAUCAACAAACUCAACGAGAACUUGGAAAAGGUUAGGAUCGAUAGUUGUUGUUUUUUCUGGUGA